AUGGCCAGAAUAAGGCUCCCACCAGCAUGGGAGAGUGCACCCGACAUCCUGAGGACUGAUAUGCCUCAACAAGACCGACAAGCACACCCACACUCGAGAUCGAGCCCACCACCGGGUUCCAACGAGCGUCGUCGAAACAGAAGGCUCGUGUCCAGACGUGGCACACAUCCAGAGCAACAAGAGGGCCAAUGGGUUCAUCAUGAAGUCGGACCAUCCCAGCCCAGUCCUAUCAGAACCGGCAUGCCAGACCCUCCGUACCCAGUCACACCUCCACCGCUUGAGCGACCUCAGAGAAUAUUGCCUGUACUUGGCUACAGAGCACCAACACCCGUACCACUUGUGCCGUCUCCAAUUGAAUCAGCUCCAGCUCAAAAGCCAGACAACAAGCCGUCUCGUUUGCUCCAACGUCAGAGACAAUGUGCACGCCAGCUGGACGCCUCUUUACCAAUUCUCAGCCUCUCAGCUCUGGCAUCAGGCUCGAUACUGCUGGUCUCUGCCAUCCUGUUCGUUCGAAGCGUGAUGGUCGGCACUCCGCAUGCAGUUGCUGGAAGAUCAGCGUUGAUAGUCUUCUUCGCUCUCUCGGUGGCCGCUUUCAUCAUCUCUUUUGGCUUGAUCUUGGCUGUGUUGUGUCGAAGAGCCCGAGCUACCAAGAAUGCUGUUGCUAGAGCUCAAGCAAGACAGGAGGUUGAGUUGAUGGAACCCAGAGCCCGUGCUAGCGAAGGCAGACUGCCCAUGUACAACAUAAAUAGACGCAACGCAAUCUGUGAGGUUCCAAGCGAGCCAGGAGUUGUCAUUGGUGCGCCGAAGUAUCUUCCAGUACGGGGCCGAGACAGAGGUCGCAACCAUAGAUUUGAAUCACCCAUUCGAGCUCCAUCAAGAGAUCUGUCCGAAAUACCGUUCUCGCGACCUUCAACACCGCACCCGAGACCACCAUUGUCGCCACUCUUCCCUCCUUCGGCUAGCACACCUCCACCACCCAUACCUGAACGUAACCCUGCUCGUCUGCUGGUGGGUGUCAAGAAUACCGGUGAUGAUACUAAUGCAGAUGCUUCGAGCACGACCGCACAGCCCAGUCCUGAGUCAGGCAUCUCACCAAAGACUGUUCUACCAAAACCUGAGCCACAGACCUAUCACAACGGUACCGUUUCUGGCCGCUCGACUCAGAUGUUUAAUCAGCACAUGCUUACAGCAGGCACUCGGGAAUUGCAAGCCUAUCUCGAUGCGCCUUCGAACUCCAGCUUGAACACUCUUGCAGCAUACCAACACAGAAAGAGCGAUUCGUCUUCCACGCAAGCCAUCAUGAGUAAUGACCGCAGUGUAUACAGCAAAGCCAACGACCGGAUCGAGGACGAAGAGGAGAGCUACAUCGGUGAAGCAUCAGUGCUGAGUAUGCGCAAGGUGGGCAAGGCACGCGAGUGCUACAUUCCAGCCCCGAAGAGCAACGCAUCUGCGCCCAAGUCUUNNCCGACACAAAAGCGACGACGCUCGAAUCUCAAGGUGUUUACGGACACUCCAAGACCAGACGGUAAGAGCUUUGAGGCUCGCAAGCAUCGAAGCAUGAUGGAUCCAUUGCCAAGUGCACCUCUUCUGCUGUCUGCGCAGAGAAACAAAGACAAUCAACUCGCAGUCAAAAGGCCGCAAAGCUUGAGUCCGAAAAAGCUGACAGGAUCUGUUGCCAAGCCAAAGGCAGUCGGAUUGGGUAUCUCCAUCGGUAAAGACCAGAACAAGGAGAACGUGGACCCUGGUCAGGCUGAAGUGGAAACGUGGAGCGCUCUAGGCGGUGUUUGA
Molecule: messenger RNA, 1788 nt
Organism: Aureobasidium vineae
Lineage: Eukaryota; Fungi; Ascomycota; Dothideomycetes; Dothideales; Saccotheciaceae
Source: the annotation of a GenBank genome assembly